UCGAGCACUCCAUUGCAUAGUUGGAACUUUGACGACAUCAAUUCGUAUUUGUAGGAGAGUGCAAAGAUUUCGUGCUAUAAAAACAUUUUAUUGAACCAUCUACAUUCGUUUCAUUCAAGGAUACUGCGAUAAUAUAUGUUCAUGCAUAAUAAGACAAUUAUCUACACUGUGCAUUGAUAACUUGAUAAUAUGAGGAAAUAUAUCACAGAAGGAAACAUCUUGAUCGGUCCAGAUCUGAAUUUUGAACCUACUGCAGGAGGUUUGGGAAAAGAGAUUUUCAAUGUUUUGAACUCGAACAAAGGGAAAUCUGCACAGCAUCAUUUAGAAACUGGAGAAACACUUACCUAUGAUGAGCUCCUUAUAAGAAGUGUGAGAACAGCCAUAUAUCUUUCGAAAAAAAACUUGCAAAAGGACGAUGUUGUCUGUCUAUGCUCUAUGAACAAUAUUCAUACUCUAGUGUCCUUCAUUGCCUGUAAAUUCGCAAAUGUACAAUAUGCUGCAAUGGAACCAACACUGCCUUCAGAUGACAUGAUCUACAUAAUGAAUUUACUUAAACCGAAAGUUCUGUUUGUCGCAGAAAAUUUCAUCCCGAGAAUUGAAGAAACAAUUGAUAUAUUAAAUCAUCAGUGUGAAUUGAUUUCUUUGGGACGUGGGUCAACGAAGUAUAAAAGCAUAUACCAGCUGUUUUCUCCUGUUGAUGGAGAGCAAGAUUUCAGUGCUCCUUAUGUUGAAGACAUCAAGGAUACUGCUAUUAUAGCCCUCAGCAGCGGUUCUACUGGGAAACCGAAAGGGGUGCUUUUGAGUCAUUAUUCCAUUCUGUUGAGUUUAUACAUCAUGUCUAAAGAACUACACCGAAAAGGCACUGUCCGAUUCAGCAACUUCACUGAAGAAUUCACCAUUGGAAAUAAUUCAGUAAUCAUCUAUUCGCCACCAUAUUGGUUGUCAGGAUUUAUAUUCAGCAUGAUGACAAUUUUCUGUGGUGGUUGUGUUUUUGUUGGUAAUGUAUUCGAUGCCGAGAGAGCUUGGAAGGUUUUCCAAAAAUUUCAGCCGGAUACGAUUUUUUUACCUCCUGGACAAGUAAACGAACUUUGUGCAUAUGGAUCUUCCGAGAGUCCCAUCAUGAGCGUAAGUUUUUUUGGAACAGGGGGCGGUUGUGUUACGUCUACUCAUUUGGAGCAAAUGAAAAAAUGUUUCCCAAAUACUAGAGUAACUCAAUUAUAUGGCCAGACUGAACACAGUGGACUUGCAACGGUUGUCAGUAGUAAUAUCGAAGAAGAGUUUGAGUAUGGUGAAAAAAAUUUGAAAAGUUGUGGUCGUCCGGUGGAUGGAACUAAACUGAGGGUAGUAGAUAUCGAUACAGAGAAAAAUUGCGGACCCAGAGAAUGUGGGGAAUUGAGAAUAAAAAGCAAAUUGCUCAUGAAAGGAUACUUCAAAAUGGACAGUAGCUCUGUUUUCGACUCAGAAGGAUGGUUCAAAACUGGAGAUUUGGUUUACUUCGACGAAAAUGGUUUCGUUUAUGUUGUUGAAAGAAUCAAGGAUCUUAUACUUUAUACGGUCUACAACAUUGCACCUUCAAUUAUCGAAAACAUCUUGAAAGAACAUCCAGCAAUCUUCGAGUGUUGUGUUCUCGGAAUACCACACUUGAAGGACAAUGAGCAUCCUAUGGCGGUAGUAGUACUAAAGAAAGGCCAUCAAGAAGGAAUAACCGAACGGGAAAUUGUUUCUUAUGUUAAUAAUCGUGUAUCUGAUGAUAGAUACAAAAUAAGAGGGGGUGUUAAAUUUGUAAAUGAAAUGCUAAGGAAUCCAACGGGAAAACUGAAGAAACUCGACAUGAAGAGAAAGAUCAGUGAAGGAAUACCAUUUUAAUAUUGCUGUUUUUCAAUGUAGAUUACUACAUUUUUUCAAACUCAAAUUAUAAAAUUUUUUUUCUAAACUGUUCUCAGUAUACAAAAUUAAUGUUGAUCAAUUAUGAAACAUGAUCAGCAUUAGAUUUUUGAAGAGGGCAUGGUAAUUGUUAUUCUACAUUCAAAUACAAAAUUUCAACCCGAUUAGAUCUGUUGUCACGGAAAUAUCGGGUAUGCAUUUUUCAGUAUUCUUCUUGAAUUUUCUAUGGUUCUGAUGAUAUGAUCAGCUUGAAAUUAUGAUUUCAUGUUCACAUUCAGUUCAAAAUUUGUUUAGCAACACAAACAUUCGAUGAAAAAAUUCUUUUUUCGAAGUUUAUCAAUUUUUUUGGUUGUUCCUAAAUCAUAUAAAGGAAAAGAUUCGAAAUUUAAAAAAAUUGAGUUCUUCGUCUUUCAUAAUUUCUUUAUUUUUCGAAAAAAUAUUCUACAAAUUGUCUUUCAAUAAAUUCUAACACAAUAUUUGAAAUAUUUGAUUUCGGAAAGUCGGUAGGUAGGUUUUUGCCCAAUUCAAAGUUGAGAAAAAAUGGUAAUGCUAUCGACUGAUAAGAAUCAACCAUCUCAAAUGGCAUGUUUCGUUGAAACUUAAAUUUGACAUAUAAUAAGAAAUGAAUAAACUUCAAAAAUAGAGUUUCUGGGAGAUCAAUAACAGGUCAGCCUUCAAUGUCAUCCUUAUAUUUCGCCCUAUUAUACUUAUCACUUAGUUUGACUUUGUUUUCAAGAAAACAUUUCAAUCAGUGGUUGUAUCUAGAGUAGUAGAAAUUAUCGGUGAAAAUAUCGAUUUCACUGUUCCAACACUUGUAACUAUCACUAUCUUCACCUGAGGAAAACCAGAAGGGGUCGGAACGUAAUCUAUAAUUUUGCCAGCAAUUGUUACUAUAAGAAUUAUAAGUUGGAAUCCAAGA
Harmonia axyridis is the source of this 2803-nucleotide messenger RNA. RefSeq names its product luciferin 4-monooxygenase-like. The record is from RefSeq and is a predicted model, not a curated record. Lineage: Eukaryota; Metazoa; Arthropoda; Insecta; Coleoptera; Coccinellidae. Bases 190 to 1866 code for a protein of 558 amino acids. The transcript is spliced from 6 exons. Gene Ontology annotation, molecular function: long-chain fatty acid-CoA ligase activity. Gene Ontology annotation, biological process: fatty-acyl-CoA biosynthetic process; long-chain fatty acid metabolic process.